Amphibalanus amphitrite is the source of this 6901-nucleotide messenger RNA. RefSeq names its product nascent polypeptide-associated complex subunit alpha, muscle-specific form-like. The record is from RefSeq and is a predicted model, not a curated record. Gene Ontology annotation, biological process: positive regulation of transcription by RNA polymerase II. Bases 106 to 6072 code for a protein of 1988 amino acids. Gene Ontology annotation, cellular component: histone methyltransferase complex; transcription regulator complex; nucleus. The transcript is spliced from 8 exons. NCBI's taxonomy places the organism in Eukaryota, Metazoa, Arthropoda, Thecostraca, Balanomorpha, Balanidae.
GCAUGCGCGUUCGCUACAUUGCAAAUGGCGGAUUUUGUUAUUGUUAGGUGGCGCAUAUGAGGUUGAAAAAGUAUUUUCGUUUUUCCUCCUCUUCCUUCCCUGGAUAUGGAGGAAGAUAGUGGAGGCGAAAUUGUGGAAGCAGUAAUUACAUGUAAUGGUGAGCUAGAGGAUCCAAGUUUUAAGAAAAACUUUGGGUCUCUGUUGAGAAGGCUAAAGAAGAGGAUAGCAGGAAGCUUUGGAAAAGGACCCGAGCUGGUGGUUACCAAAAUGGAGCCGUGGAACUCUGUGCGCGUGACGUUCAGCAUCCCGCGCGAGGCGGCGCUGCGGCUCCGGCAGCUCGCCCAGCAGGGUGACUCCACGCUGCGCACGCUCGGCAUCCUUACUGUCCAGGUGGAGGGUGAUCAGGUGAUCUCACUGACGCUGGCCGGACGUAACAACGGGCCGCCGCAGGAGAUCGUACUGCGCACCGAGGAGGCCGGCGCGUCCACGGCGCCGCAGCGCAGUCUGGCGGACGUGCUGAUGGCGGGCGCCGGCGAGCGGGCGCUGCCGCCCCCGCCGCCGCCGCAGGCCGCCGCGCCGCCGUCGUUCCGCAGCCCGAACGUGGUGGCGCCCGUCAGUCAGGCGGUGCCGUACCCGGCCAAACUGCAGCAGCGCGCCGGCGCCGCCACCUACCCGUUCAACAGCAUGUCGCACGCGGCAGCGGCCGCCGUCGGCCACCGGGAGCUGGCGCAGCCGGCGCUGCCGCCUCCCCCGCCGCCCCCGCCCCCGCCGCCGCCACCGCCGCCCUACCGUGGGCCCGGCCAGCAGCAGCAGCAGCAAGUGGCGGCAGCCCAGGCACCGCCGCCGCCUCCACCGCAGCCGCCGCCCCCACAGCCGGUGGCUAUGGCGGGCGGCCCGGCACAGCGCGAGGGGGCUCCGCAGCUGAAGACUCCUACUCUGACCAGUAUCGGCAGCCCGCUGCUGGUGAACCUGCUGAAGAACGAGCCGGCCGUCUCGGAGGCGGCGAUGCAGCGCACGCAGCUGACCCAGUCGCAGCAGGCGGGCCAGCCGCCGCCGCCGCAGUCGCAGUCUGCGCCGCAGCCGACCCGAUUGUCGGCCCCGCAGCAGUCGGUGCGGCUGACGCUGCAGCACCGGAUGUCUCCGGGCCCGCUGCAGCAGAUGCAGCACCGCGCCGGCCCGGCGGGCGUGCAGCAGGUGCGCCGCUCGCCAGUCGGCGUCCCCGCGCGCGUCUCGUCGCCGGCCGGUCUGGCGCAGGCGGCCGCCGCGCGGAACUCGCCCGUCCAGCUGCCGCUGCGCGUGUCGCCCGUCCAGCUGCCGGGCUCGCCGGCGGCGCGGCCCGCCACGCCCGGCGUCGCGCGGCCGCACCCGACGCGCGUGGCGUUCGUGGCCCACCCGGGCCGUCACCACGCCACCAUGUCGCACGGCGCGCAACCCGUCGGCAACGGCGGCCUGGUGCUGGUCAACAACGGCCCGGCGCGGCCCGGCCACCAGCAGCUGGCUCGCGCCUUCUCGGGUCACAUCAAGCAGACGCGGCCGUCCCUCCAGCACGUGCUAUCGGGCGGACCGCGACCACACCGGCACGAAUCGCAGCCGCGAGCGGCCGGCGCGCCGCCGGCCACUGUCGUCGCCUCGACGUCAGCCACAUCCUCCCCCUCCUCCGCCCAGAUCCGUCCCGGCCUGGCGGGCGCCAGCGGUGCACCGGUGACCACGUCGUCGCCGCCGGCGCCGCUGGCCAAGACGCACCUCAGUCCCGGCUCCUCGCAGGGGGGCGCCGGCGUCGCCCCCGCCUCAGGUAAGCCCCGCCAGAUGCUCAUCAACCCGCUGACCGGCCUGCUGGAGCCGAUGCCGACCAGUGACAGCAGCUCGGACAGCGAGCCGGAGCGCGCCCGCUCGCCCUUCCCCGAGAACUCCAACUCGAUUUUCUCGGACGAGGAGUCGAAUCAGAGCCUGCCCAACAUGUCCGACUCUGAGGCGAGCAAGAUGUCGCUGCUGAGCGGCGCGUCGGACAGCCGGCGCGCCAGCCGCGGCGGCACGCCCAGCCCGCGCUCCGUCUCUACCAGCCCGGCCGCCGAGAAGAUCAAGCUGCGACUGAAGCUGGAGAAGGCUGAGCCGGUCAGUCCCGUCAGCCCCACCUACAAGGUGGACGUGUCGUUCGGCAGCAGCGCUAACUCGACACGUCGACCCGACCGAGCCGCCGGUAACGGCGCGGCCGCCGCGGCCGGUGGCACGCCGGGCGGUGAGGAGCCGCGCGUGCCGCCGCUGCACAUCUCGCUGCGCGGACGCAACGCCGCCGUGGUGGUCUCCAAGGAGGGCGGCGCGGCCAAGUCCAAAGACAAGCUGAAGCCCAAACUGAAGAGUACAAAGGACAAGGAAGAGUCGGCGUCCGAGGCGCUGCUGACGCCGAGUGACGAGGCGCCGCUGAAGCUGAAACUGAAGGACCCGGCGCUCAAGGCGCGGCCCAAGGACAAGGACAAAGUGAAGCGCGUUAAGCGCAAGGAGGACAGCAGUGAUAAGGGCGUGGGUAGUGUGAAAGUGGCGAAGGUGUGCGAAAAGGACGGGACCAGCGGCGCGCCUCCCAAGGAGCCCUCUCUGGUUAACCACGUAUUUGGCCUGCACGACGACAUGGACCUGAAGCACAUCCCGCCGGUGCCUCCGGAGGACAUCUUCUCGCCGGACCCGUGGGAGCCGCGGCCGGCGCGGCCGCCGCCCGAGCCGCCGGCCGCGCCGCCGCCUCCUCCGCCGCCGCCGGCCGCCUCCACCUCUCUGGCGCUGACCGUCACCACGCUACCGGCCACCCAGAAGUCAGCCUCGGCGUCAGCAGCGCCGGCGGUGACGGUGGCGGCCGUCACCUGCCUGCAGCCGGCCAGCACGGCCGCCCUGGAGAGCGCGCUGCGGGCCGGCCGCGCAGAGGGUGAUGCGCUGCGUAAGGAGGUGCUCACACAUUGCCUGGAGAAGAAGGUGAAUGAUGUGUGCGCCACCUCGACGGCGGCCGGCGCGCGGCUGGGCGAUGUGCUGGGCGCGUGCACCUCGCUGGCGCUCUCCAAAGUGGAGGGACUGGCCGACAGUCCUUCGGUGACACCCAAGGGUGACCCGAGCAACGGCCAGGGCGAGGACUCGGGUAUCGAGUCGAUGGACACGCAGUCGGAGAAAAGUCCGAACCAGGAGGAGAGUCCCCACCGAAAGGAGGAGCUGGACAGUGAAAAGCACGAGCCCGCCGCGCACAGCCAUAAGACUGAGUCGGUACCGGUUUCGGUAACGGACCAACCCUCGGAACGAGUGCCUUCCCGUACCUUGAAAACGGAGAGCAUAACAGUGACUGUAAAUACGCACAAUUCGAGUGAAAGUGUGUGCCCCGCCGCGAGUGUUGCGAAUGCGAAACCCACCAGUGUUUCAGGCGACGACAAAGUACAAGUUGUGAAUAAGGUAAACAAACGGGAGGAGCCGGCCGUCUCCAUCAGCUCAAACUCUCUGGAGACUCCGGCGGCGUCCGCCGGCGGUAGCGGCGCCGGUGCCGCGCCCAAACCGCCACCAGAGCCGUCAGGCGCUGCUGGCACCACGCUGACGGUGCAGGUGCGCCUGCCACCGACGCUGACGCCCGCGCCUGGUGUGGAGAAGCCGGUGAAAGCGGCGCCAGUCGUACCGACGGCGAAUGCGGACAAGUCUGCAGCUGCUCCGACCGUGAAAGUUGAGAAGCCGGCCGCGACUGUCUCGGAGAAGGCGCCGGCGGCGACUCCUGGCGCGGCCAAGUCGGCCGGACCCCAGGAGAAGCUGUCGGCACUCGCUGAGAAGCUGUCAGCACCGGAGGACAAGGCUACGGCGUCUGUGAGCAAGCCGCCUCUACCUGUGGACAGGCUAAAAGAAGAGCCCAAAGCUGUGGUCAAAAGGUCGCCAUCGGUGGAGCAACCGCAGUCGGUGGUUGGAAAGCCGGCAGCUGAGGAGGCGAAGCCAGCGGCGGUCUCAGAGAGCAAGCCCUCGUUGACAACCAACUCUGAGCCGGUCAAGAUCUCGGUAGCGCAGGCCAAGUCCCUGUUGACCGCUGAGGCUGAACCUGUCGCCGAGAAGGGCAGCACGGGCCACGCUCAGCGCGUCAACAACAUCAACAACAUCGUGGCGAAGCUACAGCGGUCCUCAGACCCGACGGGGGAGCACUCUUCAGCAUCGGUCAAGCUGCCGACCAGCGCGACCGACGCGUCAGCGUCUAGCCGGCUGAAGCCUGAGACUCCCGCGACGGUGGCGUCGACAACGCCGACGACGUCGAUGGGGUCGACGGCGACCGUGACGGCUCCCGCCGCGCCACCCGCCGUGUCGGUAGCGCCCGCCGCGCCGGUGGCCGUCGCCGUGGCGAAGGAGGCUCCCGCAAAGCCGGCUGACCCGCCCGCAGAAGCGAGAAAGCGGCCAGAGCAGACGGUCACCUCUGCCACGGUCACGACGGCGCCCGACUCGCGGACUGAAGUGCCGCCGGCGGUGACGACCAGUGCGACCGUGUCGGCGGCAGUAACGACCACGUCAGCGGAUGCCAAACCGCUGGCGGAGGACGCAAAACCGCAGCCGUCGCCAGCCGCGGCGGCAGCGGCCGCCUCCGCCAGCACGGGUCGCACCACGCCGCUCAACCUGCCGCCCGGCUCCAAGAUGCUGCCCAUCAAGCUGAUCAAGGCGGUGACCCCGGUAUCUCGGUCGGGCGCCGGCUCUCCGCUGCCGCAGGUCCCGCUGCAGACGCCGUCGCUGCGCGCGGCGCCGCCGGCGGCCGUGGCGCUGAAGGCGCCGGCGGCCAGCACCCCGUCGGCACCGGGCCGGCCGGCCGAGCGGCAGCCGUCUCCCGAGCCGCCCGUGCUGAGUCCGGCCGCCUCUGACGAGGCGCGGCCGCCGGGCGUGAGGCGCAGCGACUCGAAGGAGCUGCCGCCGGACCUGGAGCAGCCGUCUGCCGACGAGCCAGAGCUGCUGCGCGUCAAACCGCCGCUCUACACCUACUCGAACCCGGACAAGGCGCGCGAGUCGCCGUCCACCGGCUGCUCGGAGGGCACCGAGCCCGAGGGCGCCGACUCGACGGCCGUCGACCCGUCUCGGCUGCUGAAGGAGAUCCUUCUGCAGAAGGAGGCGGUCUCCAAGGUCGAGUCGGACCACAGCUAUUUAAAGCCCACCCGAAAGAGCCUGGAGGAGCUGUCCAUCCAGAUACCGGACUCGGAGGCGGAGGAGCGGCGCACGACGCGCUGCACGCGCGCCAACUCGCGGCUACACAGUCCGACGGUGGCCAGUCCGACGCCGGCGCGCGCCAGUCCCGUGGCGCGCACCGGCGCCGCGCCUAGCCCGCGCGCCUCCAAACGGCGGCGUUUCGAGUCGGGCGGCAGCAGCGUCGCCAGCGACGACCACCCGCGGCGAGCCGACACUCCCGACGCCGACUCGACGGGCCCGGAGCGCUCGCGCAGACGGUGCUCGGAGAACGCGGCCGGCCUCAUCAAGGCGUGCAUGGGCAUGGACGAGCAGCGCACGCGGCCGGGCACGCCCAACGCCACGGGUCGCCGGGAGGAGCCAGCGCGCCGAGUGCGAGCCGCCGCGGCAGCCGCUGCCGCCGCCGCCGCCGCAGCCGCCUCCAGGAAAGAGGACGCGUCAGACGACGAGUCGGACCGACGCUCGACGCGCAGCACCGACGAGGCGCGCGUGCCCAGCCGCACCACACCUCGCACCAACCACGCGGCGGCGGCGGCGGCCGCGUCGUCCCCCUCACCGGCGCCGGCCGGCGCUGCCGCCACCGCCUCCACGGCCUCCGCCACCGCCGCCGCCAAGAGCGACGACAAACUUAGUCAGGAGAGGUCGACAGGCCGAGCGUCGCGCUCGCGGGCGCGGGAAACCAAAGCCAACAGCCGCUCGGGCUCUGCCGAGUCUCUGGAUGGCAGUACCGGCCGCAAGGGGCGCCAGCCGGCCAAGGGUCGCGCGGCGGCCGAGCAGUCGGAGCGCGAGCCGUCCGCCGCCGCUACCCCGGCCGCCGGCAAACGGAAACUGCGGAACAGCGCGGCCGGACAGCUCGAUCCGGAGGCGUCGGCGUCGAAGCGGAGGCGGGUCUCGCGGGACAAGUGACGCCGCCGGCGUGCCAUGCAGCGUUUGGUUUUCGCCCGUUUUCCUUAGUGCAAUUAUGUCCUGAAAUUUAGACUAGCGUGGGCCGGCCGGCGGGCUGCUCCGCUGGCCGGGGGUGGCGACCGGGCCCUUCCCGCCUGCCCCGCCCCGCCCGCCCGCCGUCAGCCCCAGUCUGUCUGUUGGUUUGCGUUCAGCUCUGCCGACCAGCGUACCCGUGAUCUCGCAAUAAUGAACUUUUGGGGUCCGCGCCGGCCCGGCUGGUCGAUCGGCUUGCGAAUAAUUAUGUUUAAGCCUUUUAUUGUUGCAAAUUAAUGAGUUUACCUGCAUAAUGUGAUAUGACAGUGUCGAAUGUGCGCGACUCGGCGUUUUGAAGGAGUCGGCGUGCAUGGGCGUGCGUGUGCGUGGUAAACAGAUCAUGUCUUAAACUUUUGCAGUACCGGGCUCUGGCGCCCCCGUCUGGUUUGUUGACAUGAAGACAUUCAGUGCAUUGGCGUGUUGCGAUUUGCUAUCACAUCGGUGUAAAUACUGUUGGGUGGUCGACGCGUGCGUGGCGUGUUACUCUCAUCGUGGGCCGGAGAGCUACAAAUAUUUACGGGCGCACGCGGGCGGUGUGCUGGCUGGUGCUCGCGUGGCGCCGAGUCCGGGCGCAGCGCGCCCGACCGGGGGAGUCUGUAUAUAGUCCCCUUCUUGGCGCUGCGUAACCUUUUUUAUGAGACAACACGUACUUGGCCCGCCCACUGCUCGCCGAUAUUGUAAAUACCUAAUGUGUACAUUAGUUGUGUAAGAGUACCACAUUAUGUACACAAAUCGUUAAAUCCACGGACAUAAAUGA